Anneissia japonica is the source of this 432-nucleotide messenger RNA. RefSeq lists its product as uncharacterized. Bases 1 to 432 code for a protein of 143 amino acids. The transcript has a single exon. The record is from RefSeq and is a predicted model, not a curated record. Lineage: Eukaryota; Metazoa; Echinodermata; Crinoidea; Comatulida; Comatulidae.
AUGGUGAAAAAUCAGCAAUUGCCUGAUAUAAAUGAAAUCAAUGUGAAUGCAGCAGUGUUGCCAAACCCAACAAAUACUAUCGACACCUUAAUGAAUCACUAUUCAAGUUGGCAGCGUCUCAAGAGAGCUGUGGCUUGGUGGUUAAGGUUGAAAACAUUUUUGUUCGAGAGAGCUAAAGGUACGCCUCCAGAGAAAAAGGAACGCCUAACAGUAGAUGAGUUGGAAAAUGCUGAAAUGGCUAUAAUUAGAUACAUACAAAACCAGGAAUUUGCUGAAGAAAUCAAGAACUUACAGAGUCCAAGCAAAACAUUAUUACGCCUUGAUCCAGAGCUACGAGACGGAAUGCUAAGAGUUGGUGGCAGGCUGCAAAACGCAUCCAUUGGAGUGAAUGCCAGGUAUCCAUUUAUCCUGCCAAAACAUCAUCACAUAUGA